This is a messenger RNA of Xiphophorus maculatus (southern platyfish), 964 nucleotides long. RefSeq names its product scavenger receptor cysteine-rich domain-containing group B protein-like. NCBI's taxonomy places the organism in Eukaryota, Metazoa, Chordata, Actinopteri, Cyprinodontiformes, Poeciliidae. Gene Ontology annotation, cellular component: membrane. The transcript is spliced from 5 exons. Bases 419 to 964 code for a protein of 181 amino acids. The record is from RefSeq and is a predicted model, not a curated record.
UUAAGUUUAUGUUCUCUCUCUGUUUCUUCUCUUCAUAGCAGCUACACCUGGGCUCAUUUCUGUUUAGCUGUGACCCCUUCCUGGAGGGAAGCUGAGCUACUGCUGCCAACAACAUCAGGUUCCCCUUCAGUGGAUCACACACCUGGAUCCACUCCGGCCACAUGCAGAACAAAGACUGAACUAAACACAGGAACAACAGAGACUGGUGAAACCCCUGAAUCCCAGUAGGCCCAGUAUGAACCCAUCUUCAUGAUGAGCUGCUAGGAAGGAGGCGUUGUCUCUGAAAGCAGCCAAAGACCUGAACUGUGACGUUCAGGAAGUAGCAGAUAAAAAAGCUUAAAGUAGGAAGUGUUCAGAGUUUGGAGCCACAUCCUGAUCACAUCAAGAGACGAAGCUUCACUCCACAUCCAGAGGAAACAUGGACCAAACAGCUCUGAUGCUGCUUCUGUGUCUCUGCAGCUCAGAAUGUGCACCGAUCAGAUGCCCAGAUGACCCAGAUGACCCCGAGCCAAUAAUGAAGCCAGCGCUGUCUGAUGAAUUCAGACUGGUAGCAGGAAGGAGUCGCUGUGUUGGCAGACUGGAGAAGAAGAAUCUGGGAGACUGGGAACCAGUGAUUGAUUGGAACUGGGACUUUACAUCAGCAGCUGGAGCUUGCAGACAGCUCCACUGUGGAUCUGUGGUGUCGUUACAAAGAGAUGAGGACGACAAUGUAGAGAUCGUCUGUUCAGACUCAGUCAGGCUGGUUCAAGGGACCAACCGGUGCUCAGGCAGACUGGAGGUGAAGACCGACCAGUCGUGGUCCUCAGUGUGUGAAAAAGACUUUGACCUGCAGGAUGCAGAGGUGGUCUGCAGGGAGAUUGGCUGUGGGCCUCCUUCAAUCAAGACAACAUCAGGUUGGUGGGAGAGGCCAGCCGAUGUGCCGGGAGACUGGAGAUGUUACAUCAAGAAGAGUGGAGACCAGUGA